Messenger RNA from Mizuhopecten yessoensis (Yesso scallop), 3458 nucleotides. RefSeq lists its product as uncharacterized. Lineage: Eukaryota; Metazoa; Mollusca; Bivalvia; Pectinida; Pectinidae. The coding region runs from base 1 to 3141 and encodes 1046 amino acids. The transcript is spliced from 8 exons. The record is from RefSeq and is a predicted model, not a curated record.
AUGGGAAGUGCACCGUCGAAGGAAGAGGACCCCGAGGUGUCUGAGCUGGCCAUUGAGGAGGGUACGAUCACACAGGACGAGUACCCUCAAGCCCUACCACCCAGAACAACUAAACUACAGGUCACCAAAAGUGUCGACUUCAAAACUAUUGACAAGUUUGCGAGCAAUGUGCCGCCAACGCUUUUGUUUGGAUCGUUUUGGGAUCUGAUAGAACACCUGGUGAUGGCGGUUAACUUUGAUGUCCUAGACGACAUGUAUCGCGCCAGGGCGUUAUUUAGCUGGAUGACUUCUUACAACGUCAACAACAUAGACACUGAUGUCAUUCCGCCGGAAGACUCUCCGCUGGACUACUUUACUAAAAUCAGAUGGGACUUCGGGGACCAUGCACAUUUGUUAUACGCCUUAUGUCUAAUGGCUAAGCUACCAUGUGUCAUAAUCAAUGGGGUGACUAAACACGGCGGAUACAAUAUCGGAGAUCCGAUCGACAAGAAACUCCACGGCUCAAGAUGGAACGCAGUUUUGAUUAAUGGCGAAUGGCGUCUUAUUGACGUUUACUGGGCAAUUUCUACCGUAGACGAUGGGGGCAAGCACGACAAAAUUUACGUCGAUUUUGACGGCAACAUCAACGUGCACUCAACCGUCAAAGACAAUGAAAGUGUUCAACGAAUGAACGAAGCAUUUUUCAUUGCUGAUCCUGAGAAUCUGAUCUAUACUCAUUUCCCAGAUGACCCACAGUGGCAGCUUCUGUCUCAGCCCAUCACACUAAAGCAGUUUGAACGACAAACCUAUAUCCGAGAGAGAUUUCACGACAUGGGGAUAGCUUUGCCUCAAAAACUACAAGAUAAACCCUGCGUGUUACUCUCAAAAGGAAAACCGGUUCAGAUACCACUUGAUCUACCGGAAAAAAGAAGCAAGGAUUUUAGAUUCAAAUACACACUUGUGCAAACCGCAGGCCUUCAUUCGGAAGACAACAGACCGAAACCUGCACUAGAACGAUUCGUUAUGAUGCAACAUGCUCUCGAUAGAGUUCAAUUUACCCUGCAUUUUCCAUGGGAAGGUAUGUUUCGAUUUGAUGUAUUUGGUACAGAUGUUACAAGGUCGGAACUGUUCAGUCUGAUUAUCUCGUAUGCAAUAAAGUGCAAAGAAGCAACUCCAAACUGUCAGGCUCUUCCAGAUAUACCGAUGUUGGGAUGGGGCCCAAAUCCAGUGGCAUCAGCUGUCGGUCUUACUCCAACGACAUCUAUCGGGGCAAUCAUCAGCACAGACACAGGGACGGUUGCCAUCAAGUUGAAAACGAAGGGGAUAACAAAACUAACACACACAAUGAAGAGCCUACAGGUUGAGGAGGCAACUCUAAGUCGUUAUGCCGUUUCUGAGACUGGCAAAGACACAUGCACAAUCAGCGUCCGAAUUCCAACGAAUGGAGAGUACGGACUAAACAUAUAUGCAAACUCAAAGGAAAAGGACAAGAGGAAAAAUCAGAACAAAAAUCUUCUGAGUUUCCUAAUACGAUGCGAUAUGAAGACUGAAGCUGAAACAUCACCAUUUCCAAACGUGUUAGGGAAUCAAGUCGGAAUGAAGUCAGGUGCAACUGAACUCGGUGUCGUGCAACAGGGCGAUAACUGCGAUAGAAAGGUCGCUGUUAACGGCAAAAUUACAUUGCAAUUCGCUGUGGCAGAGGAUGCCUCCCUACAUUUUGAACUCCACAGCAACAAUCCACAAGGUAAAAACACUAUGGCAGGAGUAGAAAAGAGAGUGGACAACAUGUGUGACUAUGUUAUGGAACUUCCUGUUGCUGGAAUGUAUGCGGUGAAUGUUUUUGGGACACGGAAUGUGGAAAACGCUACCAUAACAGAGGUAUAUAGCUGUAUAAUACAAUCAGAGGGAAAUGGUACCGCCGCCACUAUUACCGACAACAACAAACCUGGCCUUAACAAGAACAAAGGAAAAUUCAAAACACUUGACGACAGUAAACACGGGUUUAAUAAGACCAUCUACACAACAACUGGCUCUGUUAAGGUGCCAAUGCCUGUCAUUGCUGGAGAGGUGUUUCCAUCGUUGAAGCGAACUGAUGCGACUGACGAAGGGGACAGUGUUACAGCCACAGUACUUGUAUCCGAUGGAAAUCAGCUGGAAAUUAGAAUGAAAGUAUCCGGUGAUUACUUACUGGAUCUGUUUUCAAAGGAAAGCACAGGAAAUAUCAAAACAAUUGGGAGAUACACCAUCACCUAUGACUCUGGGUCUGACACUGAUUCUGAAGAACAGUUAGAAGAGACAGCAGCUGAAGAAGAGGGUCAUGUUCUUGCAUCGGGAGCGCUGCUGAAAAUUGGAAAAACAAACCAGACUGUAACGAAACCAAAGAAAAAACAGACUAAAUCGCCUCCACCAAAAGAAGUGCCCAAAAAACCACCACAAAAAGUUGAACCUAUGCGGAAACCUCCAACGAAGAAGGAUUUUGAUCAGUUAGUGAAGUUUCUAAAUCGCCAGUAUAAAACAAAGCCUAUUCCAGCUGAUGUUGGUCUUGAUGCCUGGUUCGACGCCAAAGACAAAGAAAAGGCUGUGGAAGAUAUAACUAAAGCGUGUAGCUUCAGAAAAGCUGUUAUGCUUGAAGAGGCUAUAGAGCGAGCAGUGGAGGUUAAAGCUGUCAGUGAUGAGAGAACAAACUUGGAUAUGCAGAUACGAAUGGCGGCUAGGGUUCUCAAGACAGUGACCAGAGUGGAGAAAGAUUUGAUUGAGUGCUAUGGCUUGCAUUUGAAGUCGAUGUCAGAAAUAAAGCGUUAUCAGUCACCUCCCCCUGGCGUGCAUCACGUGGUUGCCGCAACAUUUCUUCUACUAGGGGAGGAUAUAGAGGACUUGAAAAAAUGGUCCCUGUGUAGACGACUGCUUUCCCAGAUGGGAAAUCAGUUUGUGUUCCGUAGAAUGGCUAAGCUGGAUCCUACGUCACUACAACCUCUAGUGAUUGAAACCGUCAACCGUAUUCUCCAGCCUUUUACCGCUGUACAGAUCAGAGAAGCGAGUAUGGAGGCAGCCACUCUUCACGCAUGGAUCAUGAGAGUUGUGAGAGAAAAUGAGAAUAAAGAAGACCCGAGUCCAUCGCGGCAUUCUCAUAUUCCUCCGAGGUCCUCCACCAUGCAAGAAUGAAUACCUCAACAGACAACGGACGUUUGAUUGACUUUAAUGUUUAUUAAGUACACUGAGCAUUCAAUUGAUGGUCAAUGAUUAACAAUGACACUUAUUUAUUUACAAAGAUUUAUACAAAUAAUGAAACAGACAUUUUAAACUUUAUUUCAUGUUCAGAUGAUCAUUCAUGUAUGUCAGAUAGGAAACUCGGGACAUAGAUAAAAGAUAGGAAUUUAUUCAUUUUGAAAAAAACAAAAUAUCACAAAUGUUUUAUGAAAGUGUCAAAACACAAAAAUACAACAAGAUAUAUUUUCUUAUUAAGAUUGUAGUAACUUCAA